This is a messenger RNA of Ruditapes philippinarum (Manila clam), 700 nucleotides long. Its product is annotated as poly(3-hydroxybutyrate) depolymerase-like. The record is from RefSeq and is a predicted model, not a curated record. The transcript is spliced from 5 exons. NCBI's taxonomy places the organism in Eukaryota, Metazoa, Mollusca, Bivalvia, Venerida, Veneridae. The coding region runs from base 43 to 531 and encodes 162 amino acids.
UGCUAUGGCAACGCAGAUCCCGUGAUUUAUUCAAAGAAUAUCAUGGGUGUGGGAAUGAUAGCCGGUCCACCAUUUGCAUGUUCUGGAGGGAAUGUGGCGCUAUCAGCCACCUGUAUGACCUUACCACAAGCUGUGUCUGCUUCAGCCCUGGAACUGACCACUGAGAGUGGAGCUACAGUUGGUAACAUUGAUGCAACAUCAAAUAUGGUAGACGACAAGGUUUAUAUCUAUGAUGGCAAGUCUGACUCCGUUGUAAACCCUGGGAUUGGACGUGUCAAUCAAGCUUUUUAUGAACACUUUGUCCAUGACAGAAACGAUGUUAAACUGGUGCUUGAUAUUAAUUCUGAACAUUGCAUGCCGACAGUUAACUACGGUGGCACGUGCGACCAACCAGCGACCCCAACUUAUUUAUGUAACUGCAACUACUCGGCUGCUUUCGACUUGUUAAAUCAUAUCUAUGGUGGAAAUUUGAAGAUGCCAUCAGGUCAGGCGCAGGCGAAUGGAAAGGUAAAAAGUUUUGUUGCAUUUUGACGAAAUAAAUGUUGACAUCAAUGUUCACUUAUUCACAUUUAAAAGUGUAUAUUACAUUAAUAAAUUUACAAUCGCAAACUUGUAAUAUGUUAUAUUGCACAUGGAUGUUUUGCAGAAUACUUUAAAUUGGCUAUGCAGCAUUUACCCAGCAUUCUAAAGAACACUUCAC